GCGCGUCCUGCGCAAUGUGCGCAUUGUCUUCUGUCAUCUUGGCACAACACCCUGGUCAGGGCAGGGAAUUUAUAUUCUGUCUUCACCACAAUCUCAGAAAGGUGACUGUAUCAAACAAUGGGGAACAGAGACGACGAAUAUGAUUUCUUGUUCAAAGUCGUACUAAUCGGAGACUCAGGAGUGGGGAAGAGUAACCUGCUGUCCCGUUUCACAAGAAAUGAGUUCAACCUGGAGAGCAAGAGCACCAUUGGGGUGGAGUUCGCCACCCGCAGCAUCCAGGUGGAUGGCAAGACAAUAAAGGCUCAAAUUUGGGACACAGCUGGACAGGAACGCUACAGAGCAAUCACCUCAGCGUAUUACCGGGGUGCUGUUGGGGCUCUCCUAGUCUACGACAUCGCCAAGCACCUGACGUAUGAGAACGUUGAACGCUGGUUGAAGGAGCUGAGGGAUCACGCUGACAACAACAUCGUCAUCAUGUUGGUUGGAAACAAGAGCGACCUCCGACACCUCAGGGCAGUGCCCACUGAUGAGGCUCGGGCCUUUGCAGAAAAGAACACUCUCUCAUUUAUUGAGACAUCAGCGUUGGACUCCACAAAUGUAGAAGAAGCAUUCAAGAACAUUUUAACAGAAAUCUACCGCAUCGUGUCGCAGAAGCAGAUAGCGGACAGAUCGGCACACGAUGAGUCUCCAGGCAACAAUGUAGUGGACAUAAGUGUCCCCCCAACCACGGACGGGCAGAGGGGCAACAAACUCCAGUGCUGCCAGAGCCUGUGACGCUCCGUGACACUCAUCCUGCACCUCUCCACAUCCACCUCGACAUCACAACACCUGUGCACUUUUUUUUUUUUUUGACCCUGUCGCUCUGCUCACGGCCAACUCUCGUCACGCUGUCCUUGAUUUUUCUUUCCGCCUUUCAUUCUGUUUUACAUAGGACGUUUAAAGUCACUCGUGCUCUUCUCUUCUGCCAUGAAAGAAAACUUCAAGAAGCCUUUAUGUCACUUGGUCAGUCGAGUUGUCCAUGGAGUCAAUGUGAAGGUUCCUGCACUGCAGGAACGAGGCAGUGUCUGCUGUCUUAAUGAAGCCUGUGAAGUGAACCAAACUCAACUCAGUCCUGUGCAGGGAGGUUGUGAAAUACAUUUCAAUGGUUACCACUAGAUGGUGCUGUGUAAAUAAACUACAGGCAGUUACUCCAAACUGGUGAAGCAGUAUUAUGCAUCUGACAGUGUGGUUCUUCUAUCUUUCUUCUUGCAUCAGAAAAGUUAUCAAGCCAUAAAUAUCCUCAUUAUGUAUUUAUUGAAGAAUAUUUGGCUUAAGUUGUCAUUGUUUUACUUUAAGAACUGUACAAAUUUACAAUAAAAUUCUUAAAAGUA
Micropterus salmoides (largemouth bass) is the source of this 1370-nucleotide messenger RNA. Its product is annotated as ras-related protein Rab-11B. Gene Ontology annotation, biological process: constitutive secretory pathway; regulated exocytosis. Gene Ontology annotation, cellular component: recycling endosome. The record is from RefSeq and is a predicted model, not a curated record. Lineage: Eukaryota; Metazoa; Chordata; Actinopteri; Centrarchiformes; Centrarchidae. The transcript is spliced from 5 exons. The coding region runs from base 118 to 774 and encodes 218 amino acids. Gene Ontology annotation, molecular function: GTP binding; GTPase activity.